This is a messenger RNA of Miscanthus lutarioriparius, 3480 nucleotides long. The record is from the annotation of a GenBank genome assembly. NCBI's taxonomy places the organism in Eukaryota, Viridiplantae, Streptophyta, Magnoliopsida, Poales, Poaceae.
AUGGUCGCGGAGGCGGCGCCGUCCUCCUCGUCGGCGAUCUGGUCGCGCCGCCGCGACGAGAUCACCUUCGACCGCCUCCACAAGUUUUGGAGUGCCCUGUCACCUCAUGCACAACAUGAGCUGCUAAGACUUGAUAAACAGACCCUUAUUGAGCAUGCUCGCAAGAAUUUGUACUGCUCAAGGUGUAAUGGGCUGCUUUUGGAAAGUUUCACACAAAUAGUCAUGUAUGGGAAGUCACUGCUUCAUGAAGGUUCAUGUGAGCCAAGGAUUCAGGAAGUUGAAGCAGAAGAAGUACAGGAUCCUUCAGUUCAUCCUUGGGGAGGCCUUUCGACAACAAAGGAUGGCAUCCUAACUCUUCUUGAUUGCUUCAUAAAUGCAAAAUCUCUUCAUGUGAUCCAGAAUGUAUUUGACAAUGCACGUGCAAGAGAACGUGAACGUGAGAUGCUUUACCCUGAUGCAUGUGGUGGCGGUGGCAGAGGAUGGAUUAGCCCAGUGAUACCUAACUAUGGCAGGGGCCAUGGAACACGAGAUACUUGUGCUUUGCACACUGCACGCCUUUCUUGUGAUACUCUGGUGGAUUUUUGGUCAGCGCUGGGUGAAGAAACUAGAUCAUCUCUUUUAAGGAUGAAAGAAGAGGACUUCAUCGAAAGACUUAUGCACAGGUUCGACAGCAAGAGAUUCUGCAGAGACUGCAGAAGGAAUGUUAUUCGCGAAUUCAAGGAGCUCAAGGAACUAAAGCGCAUGCGAAGGGAACCUCGCUGCACUAGAUGGUUUUGUGUCGCAGAUACCGCAUUUAAGUGUGAGGUGUUUGAGGAUGCUAUUCUUGUUGAUUGGCAUCAAUCCUUAUUGGAGCAAGAUGGAAUUUACCAUCAUUUCGAGUGGGCUAUUGGAACAGAUGACGGAAAAUCUGAUAUUCUAAACUUUGAAAAUGUGGGCAUGAAUGGGCAAGUCCACAGGAAAGGCCUCGAUCUUGAUCAGUUUGAAGACUAUUUUGUUACACUGAGAGCAUGGAGGCUGGAUGGCCGCUGUACAGAAUUCUGUGUGAAGGCCCAUGCCUUGAAGGGCCAAUCAUGUGUUCACCGGAGGCUAAUUGUGGGGGAUGGAUUUGUGACAAUUACCAAAGGUGAAAGUAUUAGAAGUUUCUUUGAGUAUGCUGAAGAAGCAGAGGAAGAGGACGAAGAUGAUGUAGUGGACAGAGACAGCAAUGACCCUGAUGGUGAUAUCGCUCAUCCACAGAAGCAUGCUAAGAGCCCUGAACUUGCAAGAGAAUUUCUCCUGGAUGCUGCUGCAGUGAUCUUCAAAGAACAGGUUGAGAAGGCUUUCAGAGAAGGCACAGCGCGGCAAAAUGCACAUAGUGUUUUCGUGUCCCUUGCUCUAAAACUGUUAGAAGAAAGAGUUCAUGUUGCUUGCAAGGAAAUAAUUACAUUGGAAAAACAGACCAAGCUUCUUGAGGAAGAAGAGAAAGAAAAACGUGAAGAAGAGGAGCGAAGGGAGAGGAGGAGAACAAAAGAAAGAGAAAAGAAGAAUAGAAGAAAAGAGAGGCUGAAAGGAAAGGACAGAGAUAAGGAAAAAACACUGGUUCGGUCAAAAAAAUCAGAUGAUCUUUCACCAUUUUCUCUGUGCAACCAAGCAGCACCAAGUAAUAAUGAGUCUCAGGAUGUUCUAGACUUGAGAUAUUCAGAUAGUGAAGAGGAAGACAAUGUUGUGGUCAGGGAACACUAUCCUGAUUCCUCUGCUGAUCAAUCUUCAAGCAAGGACAGUGAUGAAAGAAGCAAUGAGCAUGAAUGCAGUGCGACAGCAGAAUUUGUUCCCUCAGAUUGUGAUGGCCCAUUUUUAUGUGAUGAGUCUAAAUCAUCUAGAAACCUGAGAUUUAGAAGAGACUUCCCUCAAGAGAAAGAUGCUAGUUAUUGGUAUGAGGAUUGCCGUGAUGACUCUGGAGAUACUCAAUGGCAGUCUAGGGAGAGGAUCAGAAAUAACACUAGAAAUUACAACGCUGUAUUUAAUGCAAAUAACCGAACAAGAGACAGGUACAACCCCUGCAGCUGUGGCCAUCAAGAAGACUACAGAUAUUUUUCCACAACAACUAGAUCAAGUAGGGAGACAAAGAUGUCCAGGAAAACAGUGGCUGAGAAACCCAGGUUGCAAUACCGCAGGUGCUAUCCUCUGGAUAGCUUCGCUGUGUCAAAUGGAGGUCGUGUUGGUGGUACACCAAACAAGAGCCCAGGUCCAAAGCAAGUAUGGGAGCCAAUGGAUGCAAGAAAGAAGAUAGGGAAUGCGAAUAGUGCUACUGGGGCUGCUGAUGGUUCAGAUCAAGUGGAAUGCUCAAAGGAUAUCAGUGAAUGUGAAAAGCUUGAGGUAGUGUGUGAACCACUUGCUGAAAUCUGUUCUGAGAUAUCUGCAGAAGCAUGUAAGUCAGACACAGAUCAACCAUGCAGACAAGGUGAGAAGAAUCAGUCUACUUGCAGCGAUGGAUCUAAAUGCGUGGAUAAGCCAAAUUGCUGCUUGACAAAGGACACUGGUAGGACAGCAAACUUAACCAGUUCGGACAGCUCCUCGUGUCUAAGUGAGGGAGAUAGAGAUAGCAGCAUGAGCAGCAUGACCUCACUGAGUGCUCAGAAUGUAGAGUCUUCAUCUACGUCUGACUCAGAAGAGUCUUCAGACAGGAACAAUAGCAGCCCAGGCGAUCCACCAGCAAAGAAUGUUUCUCGUUCAUUACUUGAGAUGUGUGCAGGAAAUGGUUUCAGGGAGUACCAACCGAAAGGCUUGAACCCUCCUAAUGGCAACCAAUUUGGAUUUAUGGUGUCCCCUUUACAGGAUCAGAUGUUGCACCAACAGAAGGUCCAUGCACCACCAUACUCGUCACCAAUCAUGGGGUUCCACAAUCACCCCUUGGCAGUUCCAACAAAUGGAUACUUGCCAUAUCCUCAGCCUGGUCACUUCUACCCUGGCCCCAUGGCCCCUGUUGGAUAUGGAGUCGCUGGCAACCAGCGUGUUGACUUUCCAAUGCAGUACACCAAUAACAUCCAUGCUUACUCGGGCCCUGAAUUUGGUUUUCUGCCUUCACAACCAGUUCACAAGACCCCAGUGAGCUUCCAUGCCGUGCCAGUGCCACCACUGACCCCGCUGUGUAGAAGCGGAGUGCCAGUGGUGAUAAAUCAAGAGAGGCAGCAGAGCCCUGCCCCCUUCCCUAAAUUAAAACAGGCAGCGCCGGUCCCUGAGACCGGCUGUGCAGAAGACUACACCUCCAAACAGAAAGGUGAUGACGCAGACAGCACACCGUUCUCCUUGUUCCAGUUCAACCUGCCGAUUGGCCCUCCGACCCUGGCAACAUCCAAAGAAGAGCAAAGUGGUGCGAUGCCGUCAACGGCACCGGCACCGGCUCAGAUAGCUCGAGCCCAGCCGUGCUCGAGGGAGGAGACCAACGUCAAGGAGUACAACAUUUUCUCCGGGUGUAACGGGGUGAUGUUUCAGCUCAACUAG